AUUGAAUCUUUAUUACCCACUGGAAAAAAUAAGAGGCUCUUUGGUAACCUGAUCAGAUCAGACGGUUUUUCUGUUGGUUUUGUUUUUAAGAAACGAACAAUCACAGAAAAACGUUUAACCAAGCAAAUUAAUCAAGUUGAUCUGAUCCUGGAUAAUUUUGAACAGCAUGAAGUUGACAGCCACUAUUUACCAAUAGCCGUAGAUCCAGGAAGAAAAAGGGUCUUCACUGCAUUUGCUGGUUCAAAAACUGCAAAAGAAACCUUUUUCUUAUACCAGGGUCGCCAACGAGCACCGGAGCAAAUGGUGAAAACGUUUUUGGAUGGUACCAAGAAAUACAACAAGAAAUCAAGAGGAAACAAACGAAAAAGAGCAAAGAUCAAAGGGAAGCGGAAGAAGAAGGGGAAUAAGUCUGGAAAGAAGGAUAAAGGAAAGAGAAAAAUGGCACUGAAAACAAUAAAAACAAGCAAUUUCUUUCGGUACAAACAGAAGGUACCGCUGAUAGUAUCUGGUAGUGGCAUGUUUGGGAAGGAUUAUGUGAAGAUGAAAACGGUCCGGACUGGUGUCACUGGUCUUCUAUACAGAACGUUGAAAAGAAGAGAGAGGACUGGCGACUUACUUGUUGUGGACAUUGAUGAAUAUUUGAUGUCCCAAAUAUGUUCCAAAUGUGAAAGUAGGACUUUAGGUGGUAUUAGUGGUGCCCGCGGUAAUAGUGUUCUCGUUUGCAAGACGUACAGAACAUUAUGGCAGCGUGACAUCAACGCUAGUUUGAAU
Molecule: messenger RNA, 771 nt
Organism: Gilbertella persicaria
Lineage: Eukaryota; Fungi; Mucoromycota; Mucoromycetes; Mucorales; Choanephoraceae
Exons: 3
Source: RefSeq, a predicted model, not a curated record